Pocillopora verrucosa is the source of this 2686-nucleotide messenger RNA. The record is from RefSeq and is a predicted model, not a curated record. NCBI's taxonomy places the organism in Eukaryota, Metazoa, Cnidaria, Anthozoa, Scleractinia, Pocilloporidae.
UUCACCGAUGUAAACUCCACAGAAUAAAACAACGUUAGCCUUGUUCUGCACUGAGCAAGCGACGGUGUUUCAGUCCUUCUUAGUAUUGUCGAGCGGCUCUUUUCAGCAGGGGCGUUAUUCACGUCCCAAGAACUCCGCAGUGGUAUUCUCCUCGGUUUACUGAUUGUACAUGAACAUAACAACUACCCGCUAUGACUUGAAGAGGUCGUGUACAGCAUCCAGUUCACAGAAACCUCACUUAAGAUAGUGACGCACUCAUCGAAGCAGAACUGUUAGAGGCCGGGUGGUUAGGAUCCUGCGAUCUUCCGGUUAGAGAUUCCGCAUUCGCGAACCAUCCGAAGCAACUGAUGUUCGAGAGCGCUGUGCGUCAGUUUUGAUGAACUAAAGACGGGAUGAAAUGAAAAUGAGACCAAAUACUACGAGAGAGUACGGCUUGGAUGCAACUGCCAUCGUUGGUUGUGGAAUCUCGCUGUUUUUUUGCCUGGUUUCUACUAUCGCUUUUAUAUUUUUCAGGCCUCGGACAGAGUCGUUUCUCAUCAAACAACAUUUGAUCUUGGCUGUGGGACUGACUCAAGUUGUUCUGUUGCUUAGCAUAGCUGCUUACAAAAAGGAGGAAGGAUGUCAAGCGAUGUCAGUCAUUCUUCAUUAUUCCGUUUCAUCUUGUUUUUCCUGGUGUCUAGUGGAUAGUUUAUUCUUGUACUUUACUCACACCAACAGCUCUCAUCCUCUAAGAAAGAAUAUUUAUUAUUUGCUACUUGGCUGGGGGUUUCCAGUAACUGUGAUAGCAAUAUCUCUUGCCAUUGGGUUUAAAUCAAAACAGUCAGAGCAAGUUUUGUCUAUUUAUUGUUGCUGGCCUUCCGAUCACAUAUUGUGGGCGCUAGUUAUUCCGUGUCUUCUUAUUGCGACGCUUAACUUAAUGAUGUUGUCCGUCGUUCUUCAUCACCUACGACAACCUUCUUAUGAUAUCUGCGCUAGAGCUGUUCUUGAAAAACGAUAUACAAGAUAUGGCAUCCGCACCAAUAGUAUAAUGUUACUUAGUUUGUGUCUUGGAUGGAUUUUUGGUAUUUUGUCUUUCCGAGAGGGCGAUGAUGUCCUUUUUCAACUCUCUUUUGGACUUAUUAAUGGGCUUCAGGGAAUAUUUUUGUUUUUCUUCCACUGCGUUUUAAACAUUGAUAUAAAAGGUUAUUACCAGUCUGGGGUUCACCGUUGUAGUCAUGAAGAUGGCUGUUUGACGGACAAGGAGCGCAGUAAACGAGGCAAUCCUCCCGCGCAUGUGCAAGACCCACAGUUACAGGGAUCUCGUAGAAAGAUCAGCAGCAAGAGCCCGGCGAUAGAACACGUUCCUUUGAUAUCAGUGAGGGCCCAGACAAGGUCACCUCAGGAAGAAGGUUCUUCGCGAUCCCAAUCCUCCGAACCAAAAAGUGAUCCUCGGCCACUAGAGGUUACAGUAGCAUCAAAGGUGGAAUCCGAACCAGAGGUGAAAAAGGAAACCUCCGAGAGGCCACAAAAACCUGACCACGAUGCUUAUCCAAGUCUACCAGGAACACCAGAGCCGCAUAUCACUGAAGUGAAUGUAAAACAGACGAAAAGACAGAGUCUACCACCCGAACUGACGCCGAGAAAAAGCAGCAAAAACGAGGUGGAAGGAAUAAGUAAAUCGGCGACAAUAGCUGGUCUAGCGAGCUACACGACACCAGUAGCGGACAGUGGAACCUUCCAACAUCCACAAACUGAACAUUUAAAGUGCUGCGUUCCUGUGUCAAUUAUUCAGGUUCAUACUAAGGUGGAGAAAUCCCACAGUGAGCCGAUGUUUCCUCCAGUUAAUGAUCCAGCGAAACCGAGCGAUAAGCCGCCCGCUGGUCAUGUGCACAGCAGUACAGACACUCGAAAGCUUAGUGUCCAAUCCUCUGCCUCGACUGGAGGAUCGGGAGAAAGAAAACCCCGACGAACAUCACGCGGAACGCAUCAAGGCGCUUCUUUAAACGAGCUGGAAAGCUUGUUUUCAAAUCCGGUUUACGUCAAACCUCAGAGACCAUCGGUGUCCAGUUUGCACGGACCACGUGACGGGGGAGAAAGAAAACAUUCACACGAGAUGGCUCAGAGGCCGGGGUCACGAACAUCCUCGAGAAACACAGAUGAAACAAUGCUUUAAAAGAAAGAUAAACGUUUCCAAGCAAUUAGAAGAGAUCUGCCGUCUAAAAAAUCCGGAGUCCGUCUUAUUUAAAUAAUAUGAAAUGUUCUUGUCGGAGCAAUUUCGACAUUCGCGAAGAAGAAAUAGAAAACUUGCGUUUUUUAAAAGGAUUUAAUAGGCCAAAAUAUUAGCUCCAUCCUUUGUGAAAUUUAGAGUGGACUUCGAAAAAAAACAAACAAACUAUCACCACGAGCCUAUGAAAACUCAAAGUAGACAUGUACAAACCAAACAUCGAAAGCCCAGGAAAAAGCACGUGGCAAAGGCGUGGUUGGUAUUUAUUUUUGCAUGUGAUUGGUUGAUAGGGCGGCGCGAACCUUCUCGAUCAUUUCCAGGGUGCAGCGAAAUAGAACCAAAGCAAUCCAAGAUAACAUUUAACAUACAAUUUAGGCAUCUGUAGGAGCUUUUGAAUACUUAGGUACUUGAACGCAGCCACUUUGAAUUAAGAGUGAUAACAAAAAUACCUAUAAUUUUACAAAAAAAAAACACCUGAAAUAA